This is a messenger RNA of Diaporthe batatas, 1803 nucleotides long. RefSeq lists its product as uncharacterized. The transcript has a single exon. Lineage: Eukaryota; Fungi; Ascomycota; Sordariomycetes; Diaporthales; Diaporthaceae. Gene Ontology annotation, biological process: lipid metabolic process. The record is from RefSeq and is a predicted model, not a curated record. The coding region runs from base 1 to 1803 and encodes 600 amino acids.
AUGUGGCCGGCCGCCGACAGGCUGCUGUUCACGUCAGGGCGCUCCCUCCGACUUACAAUGCCCCUGGAGUUGCCCGACCCGCUGCCCGCCAACCUCGGUGAGUACGCCCGCGUGCUCUACCGCCGUCACUUUGCCCACGAGUUCGCCCUGGGGACCGUCAAGCCCUUGAUCAUCCCCCAGUCUGUCCUCGUGACCUUCGGCCUCCCCAUCCUGUACUUCACCAUACCCCACCGGAACCGGCCAUGGCUGUUCAGGGCUCGCUACCUGCUCAUGUUGUUCAUAGUCCUGUACAAUGCCCGCGAGUCCUUCGUCACCACCAGCCCUAACUUCGCCAUGGGCUAUGCUGUUGGUCUCAUGCAGGCCUGGGGCAUCAUCUGGAACAUGACCUUGCUUGUAUUUAUGAAGCCGCAGUUCGACGCCGAGAGGGUUGAGAAACGCAGAGCAAGGCCGUCUGCCAACGGCCACGCGGCACGAGUAAAUGGGUCCUCAAACGGAGAUGCCCGGGCUUCAGGCGCUGACGACAACGUGCGGCCGGUGCAGAACAGCAGCAACGGGCACGUCGUUACCGGCGUAAAUGGCAACUCAAAGGCACCACCAGCGCAGACCCAAGAGUCGCUGCACGCCGGACACACCAUAGCCGACCAUGUGCCCGAUGAGGACGUGGCAAGGAGCCUUGCCGAGGGGUAUGAAUACUACUGGCAGUCGUACCCAGAGCAGGACCCGUGGCUGACCAGGCUCGACUGGUCCUUCGACCUCGUCACCUCGUUCCGCGGCACCGGCUGGAACUGGUUCAUCCCCGUGGCACCGCACUUCUCCAAGCCAGAGCGACCCCAGUCCGGCUCGCCCGUCGACCUGGCAUCCAUCCCCGAGUCCACGCCCCAUGGCUACCGCCGCUACACCACGCGGCGGGCCUGGCUCCGCGCCGAGGUGGGCAGCUUCGCCAUCGGCUACCUGGCCCUCGACGCCCUCAGCGUCCUGAUGAUGAAGGACCCCUACUUCAUCCUGGGGCCCGAGUACACGCGCUCGGCCGUCCCCGUCCCCGUCCCCUUGCCCGGCCUCCUCGCCGCCCUGCCCCCCUGGCUCCUCUUCACCUACCGCUGCCUGGUCUCCUUCUCCGGCGUCCUCGCCGCCAUCUCCAUGGUCAUGAAGCUCUGGCAGCUCAUCUGCGCCUUUGCCCUCCGCCCGCUCCUCGGCACCCGGGCGGAGCUCUGGCACUACCCGACCCUGAUGGGCGGCUUCACGCACAACGUCCUCGACAGGGGGCUCGCCGGCUACUGGGGCGCCUGGUGGCACCAGACCUUCCGCGUCGCGUUUGGCGCCCCGGCCGCGUGGAUGGCCUCCCCUGCCGGCGACGGGCGCCGCCGCCAGGUGAGCAAGACGCUGGCGGGCCUCUUCGCCUUCGCGCAGUCGGGCUUCCUCCACGCCCUGGGGUCCGCGAGCUGCCUCCCGCCGUCCAGGCCCUGGGCCCCGCCCGUCUUCUUCAUGCUGUCGUGGGUAGGCAUCCUGCUGCAGUCGGCGGCGUGCGGGGCCAUGCGCCGGGCCGGCAUCACGCCCAGACUCCCCACCUGGGCGACGAGGGCGGGCAACUUUGUGUUUGUGUCCCUCUGGCUCGGCAGCACGCAGUACUGGAUGCUCGACGACAUCGCGCGCUCGGGCAUAUGGCUGCUCGAGCCCGUCCCCGCGUCGCUGUUCCGCGCCCUCGGGCUUGGGGAGCCCGGGGACCACUGGCUUAGGUGGACCUGGGAUGAGCUGCCUCGGCUCCACGCUGGGCAGCACUGGUGGGAUGGCGGGGUUGCGCUGUGA